Cuscuta epithymum is the source of this 3563-nucleotide messenger RNA. The record is from the annotation of a GenBank genome assembly. NCBI's taxonomy places the organism in Eukaryota, Viridiplantae, Streptophyta, Magnoliopsida, Solanales, Convolvulaceae.
UGAUUAUAUUGUCAAAAUCGUGGAGGCCCAUUUCCUCAAUAAGGAUGAAAAGCUACUUUUGAUGCUCCGGGAGAUUGUGGCGCGAUGGAGGGGGGACGCCAGGAGAGGAUUUUGGUGUCGGUGCGCCUCCGUCCUUUGAAUGAAAAGGAGAUCUUAAGGAACGAUGUUUCCGAUUGGGAGUGUGUGAAUGGCACCACCAUUGUCUACAAGAAUGCUCAUCUCUCAGCCUCUGAGAGGUCUAUGUAUCCCGCAGCCUAUGUAUUUGACAGUGUAUUUAACCAUGGUUGCUCCACAAGAAAGGUGUACGAGGACGCAGCGAAGGAAGUGGCUCUAUCGGUUCUCGACGGAUUUAAUUCAAGUGUUUUUGCAUACGGACAGACAAGCAGUGGAAAGACGUAUACCAUGUCUGGAAUUACUGAGUAUGCCAUUGCAGAUAUAUAUCAACAUAUACAAGAACAAGCUGAGAGAGAAUAUGUUUUGAAGUUCUCUGCAAUGGAGAUAUACAAUGAGUCAGUGAGGGACCUUCUGUGUUCAGAUAAUACUCCACUUAGACUUCUGGAUGAUCCAGAGAGAGGGACCGUUGUCGGGAAACUUAUAGAAGAAACUGUGAGAGACUGGGAACAUGUCAUGAAUCUUCUUUCCAUAUGUGAAGCUCAAAGACAGAUUGGGGAAACCAACCUAAAUGAAACAAGUUCCCGAUCUCACCAAAUAAUCAGAUUGACUGUUGAAAGUUCUGCUAGAGAGUUCUUAGGGAGGGAAGGCUCUAACUCUCUUGUAGCAACUGUGAACUUUGUUGAUUUGGCUGGAAGUGAGCGUGCAUCUCAAUCUUUAUCAGCUGGCACCAGACUGAAAGAAGGCUGUCAUAUAAAUCGCAGUUUACUGACCCUGGGCACUGUCAUUCGCAAACUAAGCAAGGGGAGAAAUGGGCACAUUCCUUACAGAGAUUCUAAGCUAACUCGGAUACUACAAUCAUCCUUAGGAGGGAAUGCUAAGACAGCCAUCAUCUGCACACUUAGCCCAGCCCGGUCUCAUGUUGAGCAAUCCAGAAACUCACUUCUUUUUGCUAGUUGUGCCAAGGAAGUGUCUACCAAUGCUCAAGUUAAUGUAGUUAUGUCCGACAAAGUUUUAGUAAAGCAUUUGCAGAGGGAGCUAGCAAGGCUUGAGAGUGAGUUGAGGAGUCCAAGAUCUUCUUUUCACAUGUUAGCAGAUAAUGGUGCAGUGCAAGAGAAGGAUAUUCAAAUUGAAAAGCUGGAGAAGGAAAUAAAAGAUUUAAAAUUGGAUCGUGACAUAGCUCAAACUCAAAUAAGAGAUCUGCUGCAGCUGCUUGAGGAUGAUAGGAAGUCAAUGUUACAGGUUCGGGAUGAUGAAAGUUCUGUUAUACGGGUUGGUUAUGGGCACUACCCAAAUUUGCGAGUGCGGAGAUCAGAUGAUGAUCAGAGGCCAAUGCCCAUUGUAAGAGUUCCUGUCUCCCCUGAUGCGGAUGUCAGAACAUGCUCUGAUGGUCACAGCCGGAGUAGUUCUGAAGAUCAAUUCAUACAUGUCCCAGGCUUUGAACAGAACUAUCUUCGCAGUAGUAACUCUUCUCGGCCCGUAGUGGUUAGUAGCCCCUCAUCCUUCACCGAGAGUGAUUCUUUUCGAGGAUGGGAUGAUGUGGAGAAACAAAGUGAUAGGGUUUCAGUGGACCUAUGCAAGGAAGUUCAAUGUAUUGAUACGGAAGAAGAAGAAGAAGAAGACGAAGAAAAAGAAGACGAAGAAGAAGAAGCAGAAGAAGAAAAAGAGGAAGCGGAAGAAGAUAUUGGUGAAAUACUUGAAGAAAAAACCAUAGCAAGAAUUUGUGUUGGAGAUAUAGGGGGAACAGAUAGGGGAACUAUAUCUUCUCCACUUGAGGAAGAUAAUGUAUUGCCAAAAGUUCCCUUGAAAGUAGAGUGUGGAUUAGGAUUGGUAUUACUCUUUCAGGAUGAAGAAAAACAAGUGCUUCCAUCAUCAGUUGGCGAGAGAGAAAGUUAUCCAGUCAAAGAAUUGUCACCACAGGAGAUGGCAACAGAUUCACCUGACUUGAGAUUAACUAUAAGUAGAAGCUGUGAAGAAAGUCUAGUUAAUGACCCAUCCUCUCCAAGGAAUGAAGAAGUAGAACACCCUCAAAGUACAACACCUUGUUGUCUGGAGAGGAAUCUGAAUGUAGAACCUCUGGCUAUUGAAAUGGAAGUUUCUUCGUUCGACUUUGGAGCUAAUGUAGAAGUUUCUAAAGAAGAGCAUUAUGUUCCAUCUGCGGAUAGUGAUGAUGGUAUUCAGCUUGAACCAUCACAGAAAGAGAACUCUUCCAAUGACAAUAGUGGUGAUACAUGUGAUGAAGAGACUAAGGAAAUGGCCGUUGUCCCUCAUGAUGAAGUAGUCUCUCAUUCAACUGUGGCAGUUAAGGAAACUGAUGAAGAAGCAGAUAAACCACCAUUGAAGACCGUCAAAGAUGUCGGCUUGGAUCCAAUAGAAGAUGAAGUCAAAGGUCUUACAAGUUGGCCUUCAGAGUUCAAGAGACUCCAAAAAGAGAUAAUUGAACUGUGGCAUGCUUGCCAUGUUUCACUCGUUCACAGGACGUAUUUCUUUCUACUUUUCCGAGGUGAUUCUGCUGAUGCCCUCUAUAUGGAGGUAGAGCUGAGGAAACUCUAUUUCCUCAAGGACACGUUUGCUCGUACGAAGAAGAAGACAGUUUUCAAUGGGCGUAUCCUAUCACUUGAGCAAAACAUUAAGGAUCUUCAAGUGGAGAAGAAGAUGUUGACUAAGCAAAUGCUCAAGAAGUUAACAGAACAAGAACGUGAAAGCCUCUACCUGAAGUGGGGAAUCACACUUCAUACAAAACUUAGGAGGGCUCAAUUGGCUAACCGGUUAUGGAGCAGGACGGAUAAUAUUACCCACAUCACUGACAGUGCCUACUUAGUUGCAAAGCUCGUCGGGUUUAUGGACAUCGGGCAGGCUCCCAAGGAAAUGUUUGGACUCGACUUUGGAUCUCGUGCUUCUCCAAACUACUAUAGCUUCAAACGCAGCUUGAUUUCUCUUUUAUAGUAAAACCGUGUGUGAAGGAAUGUAUAUUUUCUCAGGUUGAUAUAUGAUUAUGAUGUUACUAUAGUGGCCUUCCUUGCCUUCGUUCUGUAUAUUAACUGCAAAGAAUAUUAUACUCCGGGUACAUCUGUCUUGGUGAGUGAGCCAUUAUAUAGUAUAUCAAUUAAAAGUUCACUAAUUUAUUUUGGCCUCACCAAUUCUGAACUGAAGAGACUUAUUUCACCAAGUUAAUUUCAAUAAAGCUUCGCAUCUGGGCAGGGUCGCUGGUCGCACAACUGUUAGUCUUCUAGAGAGCCAGACAAACUGAAGUUGUCAAGGUUGGCGGACUCAAGUAGCCAAUGGAAGCUAAAGCCUGUUGAUUAAAUUGUGUAUAGACAAUUAUGACAGGAGGGAGAUAUUGGAACUUAUAGUAGUUUUUUAGGUAUAGAAUGUAUACUCAAAUACACUUUCAUGAUUUCAUGGAUGAAACUAUUUGUUUUCUCUUUUCUUCAAUAUUUUUUGCAUAAAAG